Messenger RNA from Sitophilus oryzae (rice weevil), 6084 nucleotides. RefSeq lists its product as uncharacterized. The transcript has 12 exons. The coding region runs from base 229 to 5931 and encodes 1900 amino acids. NCBI's taxonomy places the organism in Eukaryota, Metazoa, Arthropoda, Insecta, Coleoptera, Curculionidae. The record is from RefSeq and is a predicted model, not a curated record.
GAACUACGAACAAUUUGAUCUACUAGAACCUAAAAGUAAAAUCGCGUAAAAUGCCGCUGUUUUUUCGAUAAAUUCAUUAUCUUCUAUUUGAUAUAGUUACAAUGGGUUAUUACGUAUUGGUUUAAUAUUCUAAACUCUUAAGUUUGGCGAACAAAUUACUCGUAUUGUGCUUAUAAAUCACACAAUUUAAAGUGCGAAACUGCGAAAAUUGAGGUUAAAAUUACCGCAAUGGCUAACCAAGAAAUAACUUUUGAAAUACAAGAUUUUUCCGUAAUUAAAGAAAAAAUUAUUAAAACAAACGAAUUAUUAUUGUUGUUUAAAGAAAAAAGCGAUAAGCUUGGUAAAGCUACACAAGCAUUUAGGAACGUUAAACUCAAAUAUGAAGCAAGUAAUAACGAGCUUAAUAAACUAAAGAUAGAAAUUGAGCGACUGAAUUUCGUUAUUGUAUCAACUAAGCCACAAUAUGAAAAAGACAAGGAAGAGUUAACUCAAUUGAGAUCUGAAUAUGCCAAUUUGAAAGAUAAAUAUGAACAUACUCUGAUAGAUUCCCAGUUAGCAAUUGGAAAAUUAGAAGAAUCUUUAAAAAAUUGUACUUGCGAAUCUGAGAUAGUUGUGUCAGCAUUAAAAAGUCCAACUAGUAAAGUUAAAGAUUUAAAAAAACUUUGCAGGGAGUUAAGACAUAUUGAAAAAGACCUAAAAAUCAAAAAUGGAUUGUUAAUAGAAAAAAACGAGGAUUUAGUAGAAAGACAAUGUAAAAUAGAGAAGAAUUUACAAGAAACAAAAUCAAGAAAUGAAGAACUACAGACUCAAAUCAUAUUUUUGCAGAAUAAGAUUAAUGAAAUGGACAUUUGUUUAGUUGAAAUGAAGGAAACUAAAUAUUCUGGUGAGUCAAUAAAAGAAAAAUAUGAACAUGAAAUACAGACCAUAAAUCUUGAAGUAUCCAAAUUAAGAGAUGUCACUGAGAAAUAUAAUUUAUUAGAAAUUGAAUGUGACAAAUUAAAGCAACAAAUAAUCAAUAAAAACAUAUGCAACACUGAAAAGAGAGACUUUUGUGUACAAACUGAUGACAACUUUAAUAACAUCACAAAAAUUAAUGAAAUGGACAUUCGUAUAGUUGAAAUGAAGGAAACUAAAUAUUCUGGUGAGUCAAUAACAGAAAAAUAUGAACAUGAAAUACAGGCUCUAAAUCUUGAAGUAUCCAAAUUAAGAAAUGUCACUGAGAAAUAUCAUUUAUUGGAAAUUGAAUGUGAAAAAUUAAAGCAGCAAAUAAUCCACAAAAACUUAUGCAACAUUGAAAAAAGAGACUUUUGUGUACAAACGGAUGACAACUUUAAUAACAUCACAAAAAUUAAUGAAAUGGACAUUCGUUUAGUGGCAAUGAAGGAAAGUAAUUAUUCUUGGGAGUCAAUAAAAGAAAAAUAUGAACAGACUUUAAAUCUUGAAGUAUCUAAAUUAAGAGAUGUCACUGAGAAAUAUCAUUUAUUAGAAAUUGAAUGUGACAAAUUAAAGCAACAAAUUAUCCAUAAAAAAAUAUGCAACCUUGAAAAGAGAGACUUUUGUGUACAAACUGAUGACAAUUUCAAUAAUAUUACAAAAGUUAUGAAAAAAGACUCUGGUAUUCAAGUUGAUAUUCCACUGUACAUAGAAAACUCUCUUAAUAUUGAUGAUGAACCAGAGGGUGGAAUAGAAGUAAUAUUUAAAGAAAUGAUUUUGCCUAAAGCUUUAUCUCCAAUAACAUUUUUAGAAGAUGAACUUGUAUUAGUAAAUGACAUUCAACCCUUACAAUUAAGUUCUAAACGUAGUAUAGAAAGAGAUAAAGAAAUACCAAAUAUUAUUGUUACACCACCUACUCCUUGUGUAGAGAAAAACUACCCUAUAGAAAUGUUAAGCAAUAUUGGGGACAAAAUUCAAAGCAGUGCAAUGUUUGAUUUUAAUAAUGAUUCAAAACUAGAUGAACAUCCUUCUCAUAAUGACGAAAAUAAUAAAAGGACAAAUGAUGCUUUGACAAGGGACGAUAACGUAGAAAAUAAACCAUUAAAUAAUAUACAUGAUUAUAAAAACAAACUAAACACUAAAAAGCUAAAAAGAAGGAGGAAAUUUUGGAUUCCUUUUAAUACUGGUGUAUUUGUAAAAGCUAGGAAAAGAAAUUUGAAAUAUAUAAAGCCAUCAAAGGAGAAGUGUGGUAUGCAAAAUAUAGAUCAGUCAGAUACAAUUCUAAAGGCCUUACGUGCAUUACAGCAAAACAAUAUAGCCUUUACCAUUUCAAAUGACUCUGCACCUGUUAUGGAAAGAAAUAGAUGGUGCUUAAAUAGCACUAUAAUUUCAGAUCUUUCUAAAAAUGAAGGCGAAGUUUUUCAGGAAGAAAUUUGUUGCUGGAACACUAAUUGUUUAAAAGAAAAUAAUUAUGUUCUUCUAAGGAAAGUUUCUUACGAAUCUGAACCUGAAUUUUUAGGAUUCUUUAGUGGUGGAUUUAAAAAUAAUACUGUCGACAAAAAUAAUGUUAGUACUGAAAAUCUAAUGAAAGAAUUGUUAAACGGUGUUCAGAAGCUUGUGCAGAACCAAGAAGAAAAAAGAACAUUUGAAAGUUGCAGAAAAAAAAGGUCAAAAUUAAAAUCAGAAUUUAAUUUUACUUCUGAGACUGAGACUGAAAUAGAAAGGUUAUUUAAAAGAUCUUCAGAUAUUUUAAGUAGAAACAAAAAACUUCUAGCUGCUGCGAAAAGACAAAAUUAUGAUUCAGCAGGUGAAUCAAACUUUGAAAGCGAAUCAGAAGUGAUUGUGGAUUCAGGGUUGGUUACUGCAACAUCUAAAAAUGAUACAGAUGAGCUAGAAGAAUGUACUUGGGAGUCUGAUAUAGGUAUACCUCGGAUAAAGCCUCACAGUAGUAGUUCACCUAACUUUGUACAUGAUUUUAUGAUCAAGAAUAAUCCUGUAAAAGUUGAGUAUUUGAUUGAUAAAGUUCCUAGUAUGUUAAGCCCUAUUGCAUCAUCAAAAGGUAGUCCCGAAAAAGCAUUAUUUAGAGCAGAAACCCCUGAUAAUUCUCCUAAUUAUUGGCCAUUGAAUUUUUCUGAUACUAUUUCUCAAACAAAUUGUUCAAAAAUUAAUAUGUUAACUCCUGAUAGAAAACAUACAGCAGAUUUAAAAAGUAUUUCAGUAAUGAGUACACCAGAAGUAUGUAAUUUAUAUUCAAAUUUAAAUGAACAAAAUACAAGGAAUCAUGAUAAUUACUCAUAUGAAUCAAGCAUUCAAGAUGAAUCCAGAAUUAAUUUAUCUAUACAAACAGCAGAUUUAAAUUAUAGCUUAAAAGAUAUUAAUAUUUCUCAAUUAGAAUGUUCUCCAUUGACAUGCGAAAAUGAAAAUAGGUCUGAAGAUAGUGGGAAGUCACAAGGUGUUGAGAGGAGAAGACAUUCUUCAAGAGUUCGUAAAGCACCAGAAAGAUUUGUUAGUUUUAUACCUUUAAGUGCUAAAAAACAAGAUUCUCCAAAGUUAGAUGGAUUGGAUUCUAGAACUUUUGCAGCAAAAAGAAAAAUCAGACUGUCUGAUGAUAAAAGCAAUGAUAAAAAGGUAAAAAGAAAAAAGGGAUGUCCAAGAAAAUCUGAACAGGAAAAUAAAAAUCUUGAGAUAUCUGAUACAAUGCCUGAUACUGAAAAGGAACAAAAUAAUUUGCCCACCACCAUUCCAAUUAAUAGUAUCAACAGUGAUGUUUCAACUGUUGUACUACAUGAUUCUCAAAACAUAAUCUAUAAUAAUAUUACAGAGAGUGAGGAUCAUAGAAUUGAUAAUACAUUUAAGGAAGUACAAAUAGAUGAUUGCAAAGAUGGAAAUGUAUUGAAUAAUUGUGAUAGUAGCUUAAGAUAUGAAAAUAAUAUCAUAGGAAAAGGUGAUUCUAGUGGUUUGAAAGGUAUUCAUGGAAACACAAGAUUUGAAAUAGGGAAAAGGGAAAUCAGAAAUGACCUACUAGGGGAAGAGGAGAAUCAGAAUGUAAUAUGUAAAAGUAAUUUAUCAGAAUAUGACAAUGCAUCUAAAACUGGCACUAAAUUAAAUAUAGUUCAGAUAUCUAACUCCAAUAUGGCUUUGAAUAGUUAUAAUGAUUGUAAUUAUGAAUAUAAAAGUAGUUUAGGUAAUAUUUGUGAUAAUAGCUUAAGCACCAAAAAGAUUUUGUCAAAGAAGGAUCUUUUUGGAGAAGAUAUAUCCGACAGUAGCGACAGCGAAGGUUCUGAGCACAAAGAAAUUCAGAGUACUCAGAAAAUUGCAAAAGGAAAAAUAAAACCCAAUUUAAAAAGGAAAAUAUUGAACAACAUUAGAGGCAUUCCAUAUUUACAAAGUAAAUGUAAUGCAGCUAUUAAUAAAACUAAAUCUUCAGCUAAUUACGAGAGAGCUAAGAAAAAUAUGGAUUCUAAUAAAAAAAUUAAUAUUAUUCAAAAUAUUUUAAUUUCAAGUGGUAAAGUUAUAAAUAGACAAUCAAAUUCUGAAUGUGAUAUCAAUGAAGUAUCAUGUUUAAAAAAGCCUUCAAAGAUAAUCAAUGCUGAUGUAGAAGUUGGAGGUGUUGAAUUGUCAAGUUUCAGCACCAAGAAAAAAAAAAUUGAGUCAAAACUGAGUAGCAACAACACGCCUGAUGACAUUUUGACCAGAGUUAUGCAAGAUAUGAGGAAGAACAAUUGCAAGUCACAGAAUGAAACCACGUCUUCAUCACCAGAUAAUUUGAAAUCCGAAGUGCGAAUGGAUACAAGAAUCGAGGCACAACCAGAAAAAAACGAAACAGAAAUUGAGGAAAUUCCAGAUUGUCCAAAAUCGCCUGAUAUAAUGGAAGUUCCUUCCAGUCAGACACCGAAAUUAAUACCUAUAAAUAAGCCAUUACAAUUACCGCCUAGUAAAGUUAAAAUACUCAUUGAUAAGCUAAUGUUCUUUUCCAAUGAGGAGAAAAUACUCAAUGAAAUUGCCCUUGAAUUUGCUUAUCAAGAUGUAAAAUAUUUAGUAGAGAUAGUAUUAAGUAAAUUAUCAACGGAUUACCAUGACAAAGCUGAUAAUUUGUAUCCCCCAAGUCCAGCUAUGACACCUACUCAACGUAUAAUGUUAGGGUUUUUGACCAAGUUGGACAAAACAACUCAUCCUGGUAUAUUAAUUCAGUUCCUUGAUGGCGCUGAAGAGAUGCUUUUUAAUAGAAACCGUUCUAGUAUUGAAAUUGUUCAACCCAUAGCCCGCUUAUAUACCGCCAUAUGCAAACUAAAAAAGGAUAUCAAUAGAAUGAGGAGGUUCAUUUGUGAAGGAUUUUAUUUUAUGGGAAAUCUUGGUCCGCCAAUUCUUUUCACAGUAUUGACAAUAUGGGCAGAAGUUUUACCGAUGGAGUCUGAAGUGUCAGAUCACAAUCUUAUAGCUAAAGUAAUAGUUCAGCUUUGCUAUUUAAAAGGUUUGAAUGAACCGGGGUACAAUUUUGCCCCAUUGAAGGACUUAUUACAGAAAUAUUUUGGAUAUCCUCGUGAGCGAUAUAGUUGUGAAGACAUUUUUCGAGAUAUACUAGUAGAAUAUAUCAGAUGUCCCUCCAAAAGGUUAUCUGACUUUACUUUGCUAGUAUUUCUUAAAAAUAAACCGACAGGAUGGGUUCACCAAAAGAUAAAAGAUAGUCUUCUUCCGUUGUUCGAUCAAAUACCUGAUUCAAAUGUAAAUUUAAAAGGAACGAUAUUAAUAUUACUUGCAAAUAUAUGUUGCGGACUGAACAAAUAUGAGACAGAAGAUUGGAAAGUGAUAUCAGAAAUGGACCAGUGGUUGGAAAAUCUUGGUAAUGGUGAUUUAGAUCCAGUUACAAGAAGAAGCAUCAAAUAUGCUCGAGGUAUUUUACCUAGAAAAUCUGAGAAGAAGAAAAAUCAGAAGACGUCUAAAGAACUGGAACUUAAUAAAAACUUAAAUUUAAGGGAAAGUAGUAGCAAUAAAGACUAGUUACUAAAUUAUUGUUGGUUAAGUAAACACAAAACAAUAUGUGAUUUAAUUGUAAAUUUUAGAUUACCAAAGUGAAAAUUCUAACAUUACUUAGCGUUUAUGUACCAUUGUAUAUAUUACUCAAUUUCAAAAAAAAUAUAUACCUAAGUUUCU